CUUGCGGCGGUUCCACCGCGAACCCAACGAAACCGUACCCAGUUAGUACCCAGACGUGGUCGACUCGUUUGCAGCGGGUUCAGCUGCUGUGGGUGGCAGGUGUCACAAUUAUAAAACCGCGAAACGUGGUUCGCGCACCUCCAGUCGAUCAGGAUUUGCCUCUACGAUCGCGUGGUGAACACCGUGGACACCAUCCCCGUCGAGGCUAGCCUGGUGCGCUUUCAUUAAUCGAUCGGGAUUUGCCUCUACGGACAUCUUCUUCGUUGAGGUUAGCCUGGUGCGCGCGUAUCAGUCGAUCGGGAUUUGCCUCUACGUCGACCUGGUGGACGACUUCCCCGUCGAGGCUUACCUGGUGGACACCUUCGUCAUAGAGGUUAGCCCGGUGCGGCGCGGUUUUGCCUCCUUUUCUCUGUACAGUGCCUGGAUGUAAGGAUGCCUCCCCAGGAGACUGUUGGAGCUUGCUCGUCAGCCAAGGAAGGCGAUGAAAAAUGUUAUAACAAUAGCGGCUUCGUCAGCGACGGUCACGACAAAAACCAAAAUGAACUCCCCCAGAAACAAACCAAUCCCGAACCUCCUCCUCCUCCAGCCAUGGAGGAACCCUUCGAGUUCGACGAUCUCUUGCCUCACAUCGGCGAGUUCGGCAUCUACCAGAAGAUCCUCUUUCUCUUGAUGAUACCCUUCUCGUUCUUCGUCGCGUGGGUGUACUUCACGCAGAUCUUCAUCUCCAUAGUGCCGGAGAAGCACUGGUGCUGGGUGCCGGAGCUGGAGAAUCUCACGGCAGAAGAAAGGAUAAGUCUAGCGAUUCCUUUCGGCCCAGACGGUCGAGACAGGUGCCAUAUGUACGAUGGCGAUUUCUUACAAGCGUUGGACAAAGGUCUCAGCACUCCAGAUCCGUCCUGGCCCAUUGUGCCUUGCAAAUACGGCUGGGAAUACAACAGGACCGAAGUCCCCUAUGACUCUAUCUCCACUGAGCUGGACUGGGUGUGCGACAACAGCGCCCUCCCGUCGACCGCCCAAUCAAUCUUUUUCUGCGGUGCCAUUUUGGGCGGGCUGGUGUUCGGCUGGUUGGCGGACAGAUUCGGCAGGAUACCAGCUUUGGUGGGGACGAACGUUGCCGGAUUUAUCGGAGGAAUCGCCACCACAUUUUGCACAUCGUUUUGGUCGUACUGCUUGUGCAGGUUCGUCGUCGGCAUGGCGUUUGACAACUGCUUCACCAUGAUGUACAUCCUGGUUUUGGAAUACGUGGGUCCAAAAUGGCGGACGUUCGUGGCGAAUAUGUCCAUAGCGAUAUUCUUCACGUUCGCAGCGUCGAUCCUGCCCUGGAUAGCUUAUUACGUCGCCGAUUGGAGGAUACUGUGUUACGUCACAUCGGCACCAUUGGCAUUGGCUGUUUUCACACCUUGGUUGGUACCUGAAUCCGCAAGAUGGCUUGUGUCUCAAGGGGAAACAGACAAGGCCAUAAGCAUUUUGAGAAAAUUCGAAAGGAUAAACAAAUCCAAAGUUAGCGAAAGCACAUACCAAAGGUUUAGGGAUUCUUGUAUGAGAGCGAAGAAACUGGAAGAAGAAGACAAAACCUACUCGGUACUGGAUCUCUUCAGAACGCCCAGAUUGAGAAAAAUCACACUCAUCAUGGUCGUAUUGUGGAUGGUGAUCUCGUUAGUGUUUGACGGUCAUGUGAGAAACGUUGAAACUUUGGGUCUCGAUGUGUUUCUGACGUUCACGAUAGCCAGCGUGACAGAGUUCCCGGCCGACACGUUUUUAACGAUGGUCCUCGAUGUAUGGGGAAGAAGAUGGUUGGCAGCUGGGUCUCUAAUUGUCAGCGGUAUAUUCAGCUUACUUGCUACUACAGUUCCUAUAGGAUUACCUUCCGCCACGUUGGCCAUAAUGGGCCGAUUUGCCAUAAAUAUCUCUUACAACAUUGGCCUCCAGUACGCCGCAGAACUGCUUCCGACAGUGGUUCGAGCACAAGGAGUCGCCUUGAUCCACAUCAUGGGAUAUGUGGCUAGCAUAAUCGCACCCUUUGUAGUCUAUCUGGCUAAAGUAUCUGUGUCUUUGCCACUAUUCAUCCUUGGAAUCCUCGGAAUCCUAGGGGGACUUUUGGCACUAUUUUUACCGGAAACUUUGGACCAAGAACUGCCACAAACGUUACACGACGGCGAGAUGUUCGGAAAAGGCCAGAGAAUUUGGGACUUCCCGUGCACAAAGAAACAAGAAGAUGACGACGAAACUGAAAAGAAGCCCAAAAGGAAUCAACGAUUCAGCAGGUCGGGUUCGAUCAGAGCAUCGGUCAGAGGCGAGGUCCUGAGGUCAAGCAUGAUCAACAGGUCGUCGAUACGAUCCAGGAAAUCGGUCUGCGUACCAGAAAACCAAGUGUGCUGACAAGCUGAGAGUCAGAAGGCUUCUUUUUAGAAUAAGUCGAGGCUAUGGUAAACGAUGUCCAACUGUAAUCGUUGUAAUUGUAAAAGGAUCGAUGCUGAUCUUUAUCCAUCUUGACCUAUUCGCGAAAAGGAAGCUGAACAACUCGAAAAAGUAUUUGUGCUGUGAUUUUUAGGACGUAUUAUCGUAAUUUUAUUAUUCGACUUUUUUUAGUUUACUUUUGUAUCUAUUGUGUACAGGAUGUUUCAGAUUCUAGUGGAAACAUUUCAGCCUUGAGACUUGAAUCCUAUGACUAUAGUUGAUCGAAAUUAUACAGGGUGUCCCAGAAUAUACGAGUCAAAUCUUGGAUUCAUUUUUUGCCAGAUUUAUUUUUUGUUAUUUAUACAGGUGGGAAAAAAUAAGGAUCCAAAUGACACUGGUAAGUUUAUAGCGAUUAUAUAAAAUAUCUCAGUAAAAAAUGGUCGUCUCUAGGUUCUAAGAAAAACAUUUUGAAGUGGAAAACGGUUUUUUCUAGUUUUUUGUAAAAUUUCACAAUUUUUACCAUUUUCAUAAGAUAAAUGAAAUGAGGAAGAGGAUCGAAAAAAUGUUUUCAAUUCUGAAGCUUUUAGUAGCAAUAAACACGAUCCUUUAAUUUUUCGAAAUUUUGAUAGUUCACAAUAAAAAAACGUCAACAUUAGUCCUUUAGUCAGAAUUUGAAUUUCAGCCGUUGGUUUUCAAAAAGCCAUAAAUAAUUGUCCCGUUUUUACCUGUUUCUUUUUCCAGCCUAUUUAAAGAACGAAAAAUUUUGAUUUCGUGAAUGAUCAUUGAUCUUUUUAGAGAAUCCAAUCCAGCUGAAGAUCAAGGCCAAAAAGGUCGAUAUCUCAAACAAAAAAAGGACAUAUCGAAGUUUCUAUUUUUUUUUUAAUGGAAAACGAUUUUUCUAAAUACGUAGACCUACAUAAAAAAAUUAAAAAAUGCGAUUUUUUGCAACUUGAAAAUAUUUUUGAUCAAAAGAUGCAAAAACUAAAGAUUUGACCAUUUUUUCACCAUUUCAAUUACUAAAAAUUUACGAUUUUUAUUUGAUCCCUUAAUCAAUUUUGAAGCAUUUAGGAACAAUAAGCGCGAUCCUUUGGUUUUUUCGAAAUUUUUAAGGUUCACAAUAAAAAAUGUUUGGAUAAAUCAAAGUGGAAAACAAUGUUAUUUUUAGUUUUUUCCAAUAUUUCACAAGAUCGAAAAAAAUGUUUUCAAUUUUGAAGCUUUUAGUAGCAAUAAACACGAUCCUUUAAUUUUUCGAAAUUUUGAUAGUUCACAAUAUAAAAAACAUCAACAUUAGUCCUUUAGUCAGAAUUUUAAUUUCAGCCCUUGGUUUUCAAAAAGCCAUAAAUAAUUGUCCCGUUUUUACCUGUUUCUUUUUCCAGCCUGUUUAAAGAACGAAAAAUUUUGAUUUCGUAAAUGAUCAUUGAUCUUUUUAGAUAAUCCAUUCCAGCUGAAGACCAAGGCCAAAAGGCUCGUUUUUCAUAAAAAAACUCAAGCCAAAAAAAGGACAUAUCGAAGUUUUUAAUUUUUUUUAAUGGAAAACGAUUUUUCUAAAUACGUGGACCUACAUAAAAAAAUGUAAUUUUUUGCAACUUGAAAACAUUUUUGAUCAAAAGAUGCAAAAACUAAAGAUUUGAACCUUUUUUUCACCAUUUCAAUUACUAAAAAUUUACGAUUUUUAUUUGAUCCCUUAAUCAAAGUAUGUAACCAGCAUUUCUUUUGGAUACCCUGUACACGUAACAAUGAACUUUGGCGAAAUGGUCAAACCACAAAAAAAUAGUGAAGACAUGGAAUUUUCUUCUUUUUUAAAAAGAUAUGGUCCCGUAAAAAGUAUUAACGUAUAAACUAGUAACAUGGUGUCUAACCAAUGUGUGUGAUGUGUGAAGAGUUGCCAUAGCGUGGCUAUAUACGAGGACGGUCCGAUAAGUACUCGACCUACAAAAGAAAAACGAACAUUUUUUAAAAGUGGCCAUUUAAUUCUCAACACAGUCACCUUUUAGCUCAAUACUAAUAACUCCUUCCGUCUGAAAAAUACGUUUUCUGGAGGUGAACGCUAUCGGAACGUCCUCGUAAUUAUGAAAUUUUUGUAGCGAUGUUUUAACUUUAUGUGUACUAUUUGUGCUUUUAGGAAAUACGUAGGGAAGCUAUUUUUAUAUGAGUGUUUUUAAAACGAAGUUUGAGAGGAACGCACAAUUUCGUAAAAAGAAAAUUGUAUAUAUGAGAGAUGAUGAAGU
This is a messenger RNA of Acanthoscelides obtectus, 4625 nucleotides long. The record is from the annotation of a GenBank genome assembly. Lineage: Eukaryota; Metazoa; Arthropoda; Insecta; Coleoptera; Chrysomelidae.